Molecule: messenger RNA, 1455 nt
Organism: Gossypium raimondii (Peruvian cotton)
Lineage: Eukaryota; Viridiplantae; Streptophyta; Magnoliopsida; Malvales; Malvaceae
Product: protein IQ-domain 26
Exons: 3
Coding region: 150-1229 (359 amino acids)
Molecular function (GO): protein binding
Source: RefSeq, a predicted model, not a curated record
GUUCUUUUUCACAAGCACCUAAGAUUGGGAUCUCCAACACCCUUUUUUUGCUACUUUCUCAUCAAAAUUGCCAUUUUUAGGUUUCACUUUACAAACCUUUCUCAGUUUCCGUUUCCAUUUCUUGAACUCAGUGCACUGAGAAAAGUAUAAUGGGAAAAGCUACGAGGUGGUUGAAGAGCUUAUUUGGGAUAAAGAACAGCAAAGACUACUUGAAUUCCGGUGACCGGAAAGGCAAAAAAGGGUCUAGAAUUGCCCGUUCAGGGAGGGAUCCCAGCGGCGGAUUGUGUCACAGCGUUACAGCGACACCACCACCAAACAUGUCACCGGCAGAAGUGUCUAUGUGGAUAAGGUCAUACUACAAUGAAACGGAGAAGGAACAAAACAAACACGCAAUCGCCGUAGCGGCCGCCACGGCAGCGGCUGCCGAUGCUGCGGUGGCCGCUGCGAAAGCAGCCGUGGCGGUCGUGAGGCUGACAAGUCACGGAAGGGGAACCAUGUCCGGGCACGAGAGAUGGGCUGCUGUUAAAAUUCAAACCGCGUUUCGAGGUUAUCUGGCUAGAAAAGCACUGCGAGCUUUGAAAGGAUUAGUGAAGAUACAAGCUCUGGUUAGAGGAUACUUAGUGAGGAAACAAGCUACCAUUAGGUCCCAUAAAGCUAACAGAUUUGACAUCCCAGCACGAAAAUCUAUGCAGAGAUUAUAUUCUUUUAAUCACACUACAAAUGGCAUUGAUGAAAAUUCCAAAAUUGUGGAGGUUGUUGAUAUUGAUAGGCCGAAAUCAAGAUCUCGUAGGAACGUUAAUGCUUCCGAAUCGGAUUUAAACGAUGAGUAUCAGCCAGUUCAUCGGACAUUAUCUUCUCCGUUUCUGAGUCGAGUUCCGGCUCGAAUAUCUAUACCGGAUGGUCGAGACUGGGGUUUAACAGGAGAUGAAUACAGGUUUUGUACGGCACAAAAUACACCUCGGGUCAUAAGUUCUUGUGGGUCUAACUCUAAUGCCUCGGUUGCACCACCACCCAAGAGUGUGUGCAGUGAUAACUGGUUUAGACAUUAUGGGAAUUACCCAAAUUACAUGGCGAAUACACAGUCUUUCAAGGCUAAAUUGAGGUCACAAAGUGCUCCAAAGCAAAGGCCAGAGCUAGGGCCUAAAAAAAGACUCUCGCUAGAUGAAAUGGUGGAAUCUAGGUGUAGUUUAAGUGGGGUUAGGAUGCAGAGAUGGUGCUCACAAGUUUGAGGGAAACUAUUGAUUUUCAAGAUUGCAACAAUGGGGAAUCUUUUGAUUCACUGGGGUCUCAUAGCUUUGUUUGCAACACUCUCAAUCUCACUUUUAAGGGGUCUGUUAUGAUAUCAUGUAGAGUUUUAAGUAUUUUUUUGUUUUAUUGUUUUAAUAUUUAUGAAAUUUGGUUAUGUACUUAUAAUUUUUAUUUAUAAUAUUGAAAUAUUAUUGUUUUGGAUGUUUA